Molecule: messenger RNA, 505 nt
Organism: Fusarium vanettenii 77-13-4
Lineage: Eukaryota; Fungi; Ascomycota; Sordariomycetes; Hypocreales; Nectriaceae
Exons: 2
Source: RefSeq, a predicted model, not a curated record
CAAAAAACACCAUCUACACACAACUGCAUCAAAAUGGCCAUCACUACUGCUAUCAACGACUUCCUCAGCUCCAUCUACGAGCUCCUCUCCUCCAUCUUCGGAACUGUCUACGCAGUCAUCCACUCCGUCAUCGCAACACUCCUAGGCUUUGUGCGCGGCCUCUUCAACCUCAUCGGCGACGUCACUUCAGGUCUGGUAGACGUCGCAGGCGGCGUGGGCAAGUUUGUUGCCGGCAAUGCUGCUAUUCUUGCUGUUGGCGCCAUCGCGGCUUUUGCCUAUGUGAGAUACACGGCGCAGGGACAGCGUCUUGUGAACAAGAAGACCCAGUAAAGUGUCAGAUAUAACCUCGAGCUUGGGAACAUGGGAAAGGGAGUUAUACACGAUACCCAGAUGUGAUUUGGACCAUGGAUGGGAUUCUCUUAUCAGACAGGAUGGCCUAGGAGGCAUGGAGUAAACAGGUUCAAUGGAAUUUCGACUUUGUUAUUCACGCAUUUCUCAUUGUAAA